Otolemur garnettii (small-eared galago) is the source of this 1101-nucleotide messenger RNA. It is a transcript of the gene TNIP3, whose product is annotated as TNFAIP3 interacting protein 3. The transcript has 12 exons. Gene Ontology annotation, biological process: regulation of transcription by RNA polymerase II; cellular response to lipopolysaccharide. Lineage: Eukaryota; Metazoa; Chordata; Mammalia; Primates; Galagidae. Bases 7 to 1101 code for a protein of 364 amino acids. The record is from RefSeq and is a predicted model, not a curated record.
GAAAGCAUGGAGCUGGACAAGAAAAUCCGGGAUCUGAUUGAAAGAAGUGCUUCUCCUGAUCCAAAAAGGGUCACCCCAGAGGCUGUGCCACGUCACAGAAAUGCAUGUUCUCCAAAGACUCCAGGGAAAAGAGCUUCCAUGGCACAUCUUGCAGAGGACACAUCUAGAAUGAGUGCUGCAGAAAGUUCUACCGAGCAUGCAGAAGAGUGCACUCAAUCAUCAAGAAGAAAGAAUGGGACAAAUUCUCUUGAACAAAAGAUAAAGUGUUUGGAAAAACAGAGGAAAGAGCUCCUAGAAGUUAACCAGCAAUGGGAUCAGCAAUUUAGAAGUAUGAAAGAGUUAUACGAAAGAAAGGUCGCAGCGCUGAGGAUGAAGCUCGACGCCGCGGAAAGACUCCUCAGCACCCCGGAGAAGGAGCGGCCUGGGAGCCCGAGGGAGGACGAGCGGCCGCGCCGCCGGAGCCCCGAGCGGCUGCAGCGCGAGCAGAAGGAAAAAGAAAGCCUAAAUGAAGAAUUACAUGAAUUGAAGAAAGAGAAUAAGCUUUUGAAAGAAAAAAAUGCUCUUGAAAACAAGAAGAAGGAGCAUUUGGAAUGUGAAAUAAAACGCCUUAAUAAGGCUCUUCAGGAUGCCUUGAAAAUAGAGUGUUCUUCAUCUCCUGAGGACUAUUUAAGGAAGUCUGAAGCGUGCUGCCAUGAAGAGAUGAGAACAGAAAUGGAAGUUCUCAAGCAGCAGGUGCAAAUAUAUGAAGAAGACUUCAAAAAGGAACGAUCAGACCGAGAACGACUUAAUCAAGAGAAAGAAGAGCUACAGCAAAUUAAUCAAAUGUCUCAAUCCCAGUUGAACAGGCUGACUUCUCAGAUAAAAGCUUGUCAGAUGGAGAAGGAAAAACUAGAAAAACAAUUAAAACAGAUGUAUUUCCCAACCUGUAACUGUGGCUUGGUUUUCCAUCUGCGGGAUCCUUGGGGAUCGACUGGCCCUGGGGCUGUGCAGAACCCACAGGAGCAUCCACCAGACUAUCAGUGGUAUGCGCUAGACCAGCUUCCGCCAGAUGUACAGCACAAGGCGAAUGGUUUCUCCUCAGAAAAGAAAAGCCAUCCGUAG